Molecule: messenger RNA, 480 nt
Organism: Dendronephthya gigantea
Lineage: Eukaryota; Metazoa; Cnidaria; Anthozoa; Malacalcyonacea; Nephtheidae
Product: serine/threonine-protein kinase pim-2-like
Exons: 3
Coding region: 1-480 (159 amino acids)
Biological process (GO): protein autophosphorylation
Cellular component (GO): cytoplasm
Molecular function (GO): ATP binding; protein serine/threonine kinase activity
Source: RefSeq, a predicted model, not a curated record
AUGUCUGCCUUUUCAAAAACGAGCAUUCCUGUCGCCCUGAAAUUUGUAGAGUAUAACACGGUUCGUGAGUAUCACAAGGUGAGCGGUUAUCACAAGGAUAAAGACCUCAGUGAUGUACCAAGUGAAGUGUAUUUCCUGAAGAAGAUGAAAGAUCAUCCAAAUGUCAUCAAGUUCUAUCAUUAUCAGUCUUUAUCAUCUGAGGAAUUUGUGAUCAUUUGCGAAAGACCGACUCAUUGCAAAGAUCUCCGAAGCCUCAUGUGGGACGUAGGAGGUUUCUUCACCGAGGAUGAAACUCAACAAUGCAUGAAGAAGUUGGUCAACGUUGUAUUGGCGAUGUCCAAGAAGAACAUCGUUCAUCGUGAUCUGAAAUUGGAGAACAUCCUUUAUGAUUUCGAUACUGGUGAAAUCAAGUUGCUUGAUUUUGGACUUGCAGGGUAUAAUAAACCUGGCAACCUAGUUGACGCAUUCUGUGGUGAGUAA